Penicillium digitatum Pd1 is the source of this 891-nucleotide messenger RNA. RefSeq names its product putative mitochondrial genome maintenance protein Mgm101. Lineage: Eukaryota; Fungi; Ascomycota; Eurotiomycetes; Eurotiales; Aspergillaceae. Gene Ontology annotation, biological process: interstrand cross-link repair; recombinational repair. The record is from RefSeq and is a predicted model, not a curated record. Gene Ontology annotation, molecular function: single-stranded DNA binding. Gene Ontology annotation, cellular component: mitochondrial nucleoid; mitochondrial chromosome.
AUGUCUGCUCCUCGUCGUAUCCGGCCCUGGCGGGCAAUUGAGACCUUUCAAAAUGCGACACAGCUUUUGCGCUCCUCAAGAGCCCCCAAUCCCAGAAUCAAUCAGCUCUCCAGCCCCAUGGCCAAUAGAGCAAUCAGCUACACCACCAACAACCAGAUCAACCAAGCCACCACCAAACCCUCACCAUCACCCUCGUCCUCAGCCACAAAGUCCACCCCCUCAGCUUCAACCCCUAUCCCAACAGGCGUCCCCACAUCCCGCGUCCCAGGGCCAACUCCCAGCCGCGCAACAACCGAAAACAUUUCUAAAACAGGCCUGUCAGACAAACCCUUAGAGCUUGAGAGCCCAGCCGAAGAAAGAAUUGACUGGACACGCUCCUUUCACGGUUUGUCUGCCACACCGUUCCCCAAAGAAGCGGCUGAUAUCCUGCUGGCGGAGACGGAUCCGGACGAGGUCGAGAUCAAGCCCGAUGGCAUCCUCUACCUACCGGAGAUCAAAUACCGACGGAUUCUCAACCGCGCUUUUGGGCCCGGCGGGUGGGGUCUCGUGCCGCGGAGUGAGAGUAUCGUUACGCCGAAGACGGUGACGAGAGAGUAUGCUCUUGUUUGUAAUGGACGCCUCGUUUCCGUCGCCCGCGGUGAACAGGACUACUUCUCCCCGGACGGCAUCCCCACCGCCACCGAAGGCUGUCGAUCGAAUGCGCUUGUGCGCUGCUGCAAGGAUCUAGGCAUUGCGAGCGAGCUCUGGGACCCGCGCUGGAUCCGCAAGUACAAGGCCAAAUACACUCGCGAGGUUUUUGUUGAGCAUGUGGUUAAUAAGAGGAAGACUAAGAUCUGGACGCGGAAGGAUGACCCCGUUGGAUAUCCUUGGAAGGAGACUGGAGGUAAAUAG